AUGGCGAACUUCAAAAUGGUCGAUUUAUUAUUUUACAACUCUUCAAUUAUCAUAAAUUCCAUAAUAAUUUGUAUAAUUUCAACAAUUGUGAAUAUUCUUGGUUUCUUCAUGAUUCUAACACAUUCAAAAAGAGAUAAUCCAACUUAUCGAUAUACUUUAUUGAUUUCGCAAUUACUUUUAUAUUUUGGUCAAUUAUAUUAUGGAAUUGCUAUGAUUAUUCUACCACUUUUCCCAUUUCCUGCAGCAAUUUCAAUGGGAAUUUUGAGAUUUUCGUUUUCACCUCAUUAUCAAGUUGUUAGUUUAGUUUUUGAAUGAAAAUAUAAUUAAUUAAUUAAUUAAUUAAUUCAGGGUAUUUAUGUGUUAUUUUUUGCAAGUUUUAUAUAUUCAUUAUUUGCAAUUCUCAUAGUUCGACUUCGUUUAGUUGUUCGCAGACAAAGUAUUUUCAAUGUGAGCUGGAUUUUUUUUUGUGAGAGACUGAAAAUACAUUUUUUUGCAGAUCAGUGAUCUCACAUACUUCAAAAUUCUAUCGAUUAGUUUUCUUCUCACUGUAGUGUUUACAGCUAUAAUUAUCAAUUAUUUGAGUUGUUCUGGACAUGAAACAUUUUAUUUUUUGAGUUUGGUGAGCUUACAAAGUUUGGGAACUAGGUUUAAAAUUAGUAAUACACUUUAAAAUUCCUCCCACCCAAACAAAUAUUUUUAGAAAUAUCCGGAGUAUCGAUAUUUGAUGAAUACACCUGGAAUUUUAAUAUUUUGCAAUGAAGCAUACCUAAAUAUAUUUCUAGUUUUUUGUAUUAUUGCGAUGUUUCUUAUUCUUCUUAUUUAUAUUUUAAUUAGUUCAGUGAUUCAUUAUGAGGUUAAACAACAAAUGACAAAUAUGAGUAGGACUUUGAGAAAUCAUCAUGAUACUGUUUUGAAGGAUUCUGUUCUUCAGGUUUGUUUUUUGAAAAUUUUUUUUCAAAGAAGAUUUCUUGUCAUUUUUAAAAAUUAGAUAACUUUUGAAUCUUCAAUAAAUGGAAGACAAGGAAAACUCGGAAUUUGAAAAAAACAACCAUGAAAAAAUUAAUCAAAAUGUUCCAAAUAAUUUAUGAGACCGAGAUAACCUGGUCCAAAUUCUUCCAGAUCAUCAUAAAAAUCUCAAUAGUAGUCUGUUGGCCGGUUUGGUUAGUCAUCGAUGUUUUCAUGAAUCCUGAUUACGAUUCUACAAUUAUCACAAAUAUCACUCAUUCAUUAUUCAUUCUUUCUCCAAUUCCAGCAACUUUAGUCAUGAUUUAUCAACAUCCAGAUUAUUGGAAAUGUAUUCGCAAAUUCUUCGGAUGCCCGGAUAAAAAUGCUAGAAGAUCUGCUCUUCAAAAAUCACAAACAACUAUUGGACGAUAA
Messenger RNA from Caenorhabditis angaria, 1377 nucleotides. NCBI's taxonomy places the organism in Eukaryota, Metazoa, Nematoda, Chromadorea, Rhabditida, Rhabditidae. The record is from the annotation of a GenBank genome assembly.